Molecule: messenger RNA, 4136 nt
Organism: Tigriopus californicus
Lineage: Eukaryota; Metazoa; Arthropoda; Copepoda; Harpacticoida; Harpacticidae
Product: sodium bicarbonate cotransporter 3-like
Exons: 18
Coding region: 286-4026 (1246 amino acids)
Biological process (GO): transmembrane transport; bicarbonate transport; regulation of intracellular pH
Cellular component (GO): plasma membrane
Molecular function (GO): sodium:bicarbonate symporter activity; solute:inorganic anion antiporter activity; monoatomic anion transmembrane transporter activity
Source: RefSeq, a predicted model, not a curated record
UUCAUUCCAUGACCAGUCUAUAUCUAAGGACUUGGGUGCUAUUCAAAGUGCUUCCAGAGUGCUCAAGUGGGAACAUCUCCAGUCUCAUUGGCACGGUCGCCUUGGUGAAAACUUGAAUAAACUUGUUGCUAUUGGGUGGAACUCGAUCGACCGAUAGUCAACAUCUCCAAUUGCCAAUUAAACGCCAUCCCUUCCACUCGAUCCAAGUAUCUCUACACCAAAUGCAUAUCUAAGCACAGUGCCUCUACCAGGAAGUGAUAUCAAAAAGUCUCAGUGGGGCUCAUUAUGCCUGAUUUUGGAACCAUGAACGUGAAUGAAAAGAAGGCUGUUGUGGCGAACAAAGCCAAUCCCUUGAACACAACUCCCCAAGGACUUGAGGCGAAUCCCGAAAAUUCCUCCUCCAGACCUUGGGCCAUGGACGGUGGAAACUCAGAAGACCUUGAGGCCCCUAAAGAUCCAGGGGCCCUUAAACAUCAUGCUGGCCUAACUGAUACAGAAAUUGACGGCCAUCGCAAUGUCUAUGUGGGGAUCCAUAUUCCCGGAAGAUCUAGCCGGAGACCCGGGAGCAACAAGGGAGCACGAACGCAUCAUCGUCAUAAGAAUCGCCAUUUGAAAGGCGCAUCCGAGGCCAACCGACCAGCCCCGUCAAAAGGAUCCAGUCCACCAAUCACUCCACCCGCGCAAAGAGUCCAAUUCAUAUUGGGUGAAGACCACGAUGACAACGGCCAUGAACCGCAUCCGUUGUUUUCUGAAAUGGAAGAGCUGUUCCUGGAUGAGAAUGGAGAAAUGGAGUGGAAAGAAACAGCGAGAUGGGUCAAAUUCGAAGAGGAUGUGGAAGAAGGUGGAAAUCGAUGGUCCAAACCUCACGUGGCCACUCUAUCCCUUCAUUCUCUUUUUGAGCUUCGACACAUGCUGCUCAAUGGAACGGUUUGCUUGGAUAUGUCGGCGGGGAAUCUGGACGAUAUCGCUGAACUAACUUUGGACAACAUGGUCAAUGCUAAUCUGUUGCCCUACGACAAGAAGGUUUUUGUGAAGGAUGCCAUUCUGAAGAAACAUCGACAUCUGUACGAGAAGCAGUCGAAACAUGGGGAGAGCUCGAGCUCGAAUAUCUCCAAGUUGCCGUUGAUUCGAUCCUUGGCAGAUAUCGGUCGGAACCACUCCUCAUCCAAGACCGUGUCUUCAGAGCCCGCCCGCUCCUCUCCUCCUGAAGAGGGCGGGAUCGUGUCCACGACAGUUGAGGCACUUGACGGCCACGACCAGAGCGCUGUGGGUGGUGGGGGCGGAGGCAAUGGUUCGCACCAUCUCUUAAGCCUUCCCUCCAGCGGUAUUGGUGGUGCUCCUGGAUUCAACAAUGGAAAUGGAGACGAUCCUCCUAAUCGAAGCCACAAGAGUGACGCCGAAAUCAAUGGCAACGAAAGCACCAACCAGAUCAGCGGCAAGAUGAACACGCACUUCAUGAAGAAGCUCCCUAAAGGAGUCGAGGCCUCGAAUAUUCUGGUGGGUGAAUUGAACAUUCUGGAUAAGCCGCUCUCCGCAUUUAUUCGUCUGAGUGAGGCCGUCUUCUUGGGUGAUUUGACAGAGGUCCCUGUUCCAACUCGAUUUAUCUUCAUUCUUCUGGGACCACCCGGUGACAAUGUGACGAAUGUGGGUCGAUAUCACGAGAUUGGUCGAGCUGUAGCCACCAUCAUGUCCGAUGAAGUGUUUCACGACGUGGCCUAUAAAGCGAAGAAGCGUGAACAUCUUUUGGCAGGAUUAGACGAGUUCCUGGACGCGGUCACGGUUCUUCCUCCGGGUGAAUGGGAUCCCUCCAUUCGGAUCGAGCCUCCGCAAUUGGUUCCUUCCCAAGAGAACCGCAAGAAACCCAAGAAAGAAGAGGAGAAAGUGGAUGAGGAGGAAGAGGAGCGAAAACAGAGAGAAGAGACUGGUUUAGUCCGAACGGGACGUCUCUUUGGAGGCUUGAUUAACGAUGUCAAGCGAGUAGCCCCAUUUUACCUUUCGGACUUCACGGAUGCCAUUUCCGUUCAAUGUAUCGCAUCGUUCAUUUUCAUUUACUUUGCUUGUUUGACCCCCAUUAUCACCUUUGGCGGCAUGUUGGGAGACGCCACGGAAAACCGAAUAGCAGCCAUUGAAUCACUUGUGUCCGGAUUUGUGGUGGGCGUGGUCUAUGGAUUAUUUUCCGGCCAGCCCCUGACCAUCUUGGGCUCAACCGGACCCAUCCUCGUUUUUGAAACCAUCCUCUACGACGCUUGCAGGAAACUCGAAUGGGAAUACCUACCUUUCCGGUUUUGUGUCGGAAUUUGGGUGGGCUUCUUCUUGUUGCUACUCGUGGCCACGGAUGCCAGUGCUUUCGUGUGUUACAUCACGCGAUUCACGGAGGAGAACUUUGCCACCUUGAUUGCGUUCAUUUUCAUUAAAAAGGCAAUUGAGAAGCUAAUGCACAUCUCGGACAACCAGCCCAUCCACGAGUCGGAUUGCUUCUGUAAACCGAACCAGAAAGAUCUCCUACCCAUUUACGGAACAUCCUCUGAUUUCCUGGCAUUCAAUGAGACUAAACCCUUCGUUUUCCCAUGUGAAUUCACCUCCACAAAUGGAACUUUGGUAAUGGGAGUCCAAUCGGUUGGCUGCCAUUACUAUCCCAACGCCUACUUGAUGAGUGUCCUCCUAUUUGUUGGCACGUUCUUAAUCGCCUAUCACCUCAAGAACUUCAAAACGGCCACUUUCUUCCCAACCAAUGUUCGAGCCACGAUCUCAGAUUUCGCAGUUAUCAUCGCCAUCUUCUCCAUGACCUUGACCGACUAUCUUGUGCGAGUGGACACACCCAAAUUGAUGGUGCCCAGCACACUUCGGCCCACUUGGAGUGGACGUGGCUGGCUGAUCCACCCCGUUGGGAACAAUCCCUGGUUUACACCCAUUGUGGCCAUGUUCCCGGCCAUUUUGGCAACCAUUCUCAUCUUCAUGGAUCAACAAAUCACCGCUGUCAUUGUGAACAGAAAGGAGCACAAGUUGAAGAAAGGAAGCGGCUAUCACUUGGAUCUUUUGAUAGUCAUGAUAUUGAUCAUAUUCUGCUCCAUCUUCGGCCUACCUUGGUUUGUGGCAGCCACUGUGCUCUCUAUCAACCACGUCAAGUCCUUGACCCGCGAAUCCGAGUGUGCCGCCCCCGGCGAGAAGCCCCAAUUCUUGGGCAUUCGGGAACAACGAGUCACCCACGUAUUAAUCUUCAUCUUCAUUGGUGUCUCUGUGUUCCUGGGUCCCAUGCUGAAGCAUAUUCCAAUGCCAGUGUUGUACGGAGUCUUCUUGUAUAUGGGUGUGGCUUCACUGAACGGAUUGCAAUUCUUCGAUCGACUGUUGUUGUUCUUUAUGCCGAAAAAAUACCAGCCGGAUUUGCCUUACUUGAGGCGCGUGCCCAUAAAUCGGGUCCACUUAUUCACGUGUGUCCAAUUUGCGUGUCUCGUCGGCCUUUGGAUCAUUAAGGACAUCAAGGAGACGUCAAUCCUCUUUCCAAUAAUGUUGGUUGUCAUGAUGGGUGUUAGGAAGUCGCUGGAUUUGGUCUUCAGCAAGACAGAACUCAAGAUCCUGGAUGACAUCCUUCCCGAGUUUAAACGCCGUGAGAAACUGAACAAAGAGGAACUUGAUUCCGAGGUGGAUCCAGAUUAUGAGGCGGGGCUCGAGAAACGACGAGCCAGUCUCCGUUACACCGAGUCUAGCGUGGAGGUUCCUCUGGCCAAUGGGAAUAUCAUGAAGAUCCCCGUGGAUUCGGACAUCAACAUUUCGGAGGAGAUGAACAAAAGUGGGGUGUGGAAAAGCUUUGAAGGAAGCAACUCGGGAGCUGAUAUCUCCGAAGGCAACCAAGGGGCAUCGUCACUGAAGAAGCGUAAGUCGUCCGCCAAACGCAUGAGUGUUGUGACAGAGGAUGAAGAGGACGCUGGUAUUCGUAUUAAGAUCGAUCGUCCCAAAUCCGAGCAUGGAACGGACGAAGAGCUCCGUCAAUUGGUGAAGAAUGAAAACGACGACGAGACAGUAGUGUAAAAGAAUCGCCCAUUUUUUUUUUCUGUUGUUUAAGAAGAACAUUUGGGGCAGGUUUCACGACAAGGUGCUUAGAUUCAUAGUACUGUACAAUACUUUUCGCUGUAUGUAAA